GGAGCCGCCGCCGCCGCCGCUGCCAGCGCCGCUGUGCCGGAGCCGAGGGGACCCGGGCCGCCGCCCCGCCGCGCCUCCUGCCCGCCGCCGGCUCCCUGUCCUGGGACUCACUCCAACAGCCUGUUGAAACAUGGUGGAUUACUAUGAAGUUCUAGGCGUGCAGAGACAUGCCUCAGCUGAGGAUAUUAAAAAGGCGUACCGGAAACUGGCCCUAAAGUGGCAUCCAGAUAAAAACCCUGAAAAUAAAGAAGAAGCAGAGAGGAAAUUCAAGCAAGUAGCUGAGGCGUAUGAGGUGUUAUCAGAUGCAAAAAAACGGGACAUCUAUGACAGAUACGGCAAAGAAGGACUAAAUGGUGGAGGUGGAGGUGGACUUCAUUUUGACACUCCAUUUGAGUUUGGCUUCACAUUCCGUAACCCAGAUGAUGUCUUCAGGGAAUUUUUUGGUGGAAGGGACCCGUUUUCCUUUGACUUCUUUGAAGACCCAUUUGAGGACUUCUUUGGGAGCCGAAGAGGCCCCCGUGGGAGCAGGAACCGAGGCACGGGGUCGUUCUUCUCCGCCUUCAGUGGAUUUCCGUCUUUUGGAGGAGGGUUUUCUUCUUUUGAUACAGGAUUUACUUCCUUCGCAUCGCCAGGUCACGGGGGCCUCACUUCGUUCUCUUCCACGACAUUUGGUGGUAGUGGGAUGGGCAACUUCAAAUCUAUAUCCACUUCUACUAAAAUGGUUAAUGGCAGAAAAAUCACUACAAAGAGAAUUGUGGAGAAUGGUGAAGAAAGAGUAGAAGUUGAAGAGAACGGCCAGUUAAAGUCCUUAACGAUAAAUGGUGUGGCGGACGAGCUCGCGUUCCUGGAGGAGUGCCAGCGCAGAGGCCAGAGUGCGCUGCCCUCCCAGCCCGCCGGCAGCAGCGGCCAGUCGCCGAGGGCACAGAGGCCGGCCUCCCUGCCCAAACCCGAGCCUCAUGACAUCGCUGAAGAGGAUGAGCCAGGCCGACAGCGAGCCACCCACAGCCUCUGGGACCCCUCACUGCUCUCUGCAGGGUUCAAAGAAGGUGGCAAGAGGAAGAAGCAGAAGCAGAGAGAGGAGUCCAAGAAGAAGAAGGCGACCAAAGGCAACCACUAGACGGACUCGCGGCCUCGCUGGCGCCCAGGCUGGCUCCGUGCGGCAGUGCGCACGCGUUAGGUAGCGGCACCUGCUUGGCCACUGUCCCAAGACCACACCUUCUCUGCACGGGGACGCUGGUGAUGAUCAGUCAGCGUAGGGACGGCAGGAGAUGGGAGCGAUGGCUGUGGGUGGUGGUGGCACGGGCGUGGAGCCUGCCUGGAUUGUCCCUGCUUGUCUCCGCACUAAAUCCGAUAGUAUCUCCUCAGGAGUGGUUAAGAACCCGGCUCCUUUUCAACUCUUCAACCACGACACCAGCUCCUGAGGCGCGUAGAGCUUUAGAGCUGCGACGGGUGCAGGCAGAUAAGCGAGUGUGUGUUCACGGAAUGACUUGUGGCGGUAGAGUUCCUGGAGCUAGCACUGGUGAAGGGCAGGGUGACGGGGCGGGGAUCGCACUGGCAUGUCAGGGCGCAGCUGCCAGGUGCUCGUCCUUCACGCCCAGGGGCGGGGGGAUGGGGGUUAGGCUUCGAAGCAGCUCUGCACAGGGCCCUGGCCAUACCCGUGGGGUCCCUGCGGGUGAAUCACUUAGAUAUAAAGUCAUUCCUUAUAUUUAUCGUGGUUUUAAUCUCUAGCCCAAACUUGACUUCAAAUAUGCUUUGAUUUUUGCUGAACCCCAUCUUCUUUCUUUGGACCCAUAGUUCAUCUUAGUGUCUGCACAGGAGCCUACAGAAUUUUGUUGGGUUGUGCGUCUCGGCGCCUGGCUGGGUGGUGCUGGGGAAGGCCAGGCGAGGUUCUUAGGGCCACGCGCCCUCUCACGGUGAGACGUGAACCAGGAAGGGGAACGAAAUGCUUCAGUCUGUCAACAUUGACACCUUUGCAAACAUCGGUUUUUUUAAACGAUUUUUUUUUAUCCUCCCCUGCUCCCCCUGCCUCCCUGCCCCCUGCCCAGCAAGACUCUGUGCGGUUUUCGUGCUUAUGCCUCUGCAUGAUCAGCUGCUGCUCAACCCCUUCUACUGACUAGAUCCCGAGCUGCCUCAACCCUCCUGCACGCGCCCUGCCUGGGCCGCUUCCGCAGCACGUGGGCCUGCUCACGCCACUUGGCUUAGGGGCCCUGGGGCAGAGCUUGCACGGGAUCCAGGGGUGCUGGUGACUUGGGUCUGGUGGUGUCUAGCCCGCCCAGCCCCCUGUGGCCGUGUCACGGGCUUGUGAGCCAGAGAUGAGUGCAGCCUUCGUGGUCUUCAGGUGACUGUUACAGGGAAGUUUGCUUUGCUUGGCUUUGGUGGGGUGGCGGUGUGGACUGCUGUGGACUGCUUACCGUGGGACACGUGCCCUGGAAGGUGUGAUGUAUUUUAAGUGUUACAUAAAUAAAAUGUCAACGCAACAUGG
Molecule: messenger RNA, 2482 nt
Organism: Canis lupus familiaris (dog)
Lineage: Eukaryota; Metazoa; Chordata; Mammalia; Carnivora; Canidae
Gene: DNAJB6
Product: DnaJ heat shock protein family (Hsp40) member B6
Exons: 10
Coding region: 131-1117 (328 amino acids)
Biological process (GO): positive regulation of proteasomal ubiquitin-dependent protein catabolic process; protein refolding
Cellular component (GO): endoplasmic reticulum membrane; cytosol
Molecular function (GO): ATPase activator activity; Hsp70 protein binding
Source: RefSeq, a predicted model, not a curated record